UUCAACACUUUCCCAGAGGCUUUAAAUGGUUUUUGACCUGUAAUAGCUAUUUGUGAAUUACUCACACAGCCGCAGCAGAUGGAACUAUUAAUGACACACUCCAAACAAUUGCCUGCAAUCAAUGGUGCAGUGGUAUCCUGACGUUUGGGCUGCCAUUUACAAUGUGGACAAACUGCAAUCACAACAUUUUUGUAGGCCAAGGGAGGAACACGCCCACGACAGUUUCUUCACAGGUCCAACAAAAAGCAGUGGAGAGUGACAGAUUAUAAUGACUCACCUUCACCAACUACCAAAAGCUGGGAUUUUCAAGAGCUGAGAUUCUUUCCACGCAGUGGCAGAAAUUCUUGUAGUCCUAGGAAGACAACACAGACCACUUUCUAAAUGAUGGCAGAACAUGGAGCCCCCUGUGAAGGGCAGGAAGCCACUUUUUGCAUGAAUGGAGGGACGUGCUACAAAAUACCUUCUAUGAACACUCUCUCCUGCGUGUGCAAUGAGGAUUACAAAGGCAGCAGAUGUGAAGAGUACCAGCUCCAGGUCAAGCACACCAAUGCUCAGGAGGCAGGUUUAAUUGCUGCUGUGGUCAUUAUUGCCCUCCUCGUCUUAGCGUUGCUUGGACUUGUCAUCUUCUACGUACGCAGGAUGAUGAAAGCCAAGCAGCAGAGCCAGCAGAAAAAUCAGCACGAGUACUGGAAAGUCAAACCGCGUGUGUAAUUCUGUACAUAUUGGCUUCUCUUUGUGUUGGACGGGAUGAGGAAAUAAUAAUAUGAUGUGACAAUGAAAAAUGAACGGACGGAGGAAAAACUGCUGCACUGACCAUAACUUAAGUUGAGACAAGUGAAGGGCUGAUAGCUGAUUAAUAGUCUCAUGCGAUUUUGGAUUCCAUCCAGUUUGCUACAGAAAGGUGUCAUCCAUUAAAAACGCGCUGACAAACAGGGUGUGAAACAAGUGUGAGUGGGUGGGAAUUGAAUCACACCUUUGUAACACAUUGGAAACUGGUGUUACUCCUGUAAAAUCACAUUUCAAUCAAUGUGCUUUGUCGAGAGAGAUUUUACCUAGCACAGUUGGACUAUGAAAAAUAUUAUAUAAUAUCUAAAUUAAUAACAUUUAUAUGGAAUUUUGAAACUAUUGUAUUAGUUAACUUAUUGUACAUGUUCACUUUUUUGUAAUUGUGUAAUUAAAUCAUUUGACUCUGA
Solea senegalensis (Senegalese sole) is the source of this 1193-nucleotide messenger RNA. Its product is annotated as pro-neuregulin-4, membrane-bound isoform-like. The coding region runs from base 382 to 711 and encodes 109 amino acids. The transcript has 5 exons. Gene Ontology annotation, biological process: positive regulation of cell population proliferation; epidermal growth factor receptor signaling pathway; positive regulation of mitotic nuclear division. NCBI's taxonomy places the organism in Eukaryota, Metazoa, Chordata, Actinopteri, Pleuronectiformes, Soleidae. The record is from RefSeq and is a predicted model, not a curated record.